Pecten maximus is the source of this 1182-nucleotide messenger RNA. RefSeq names its product small nuclear ribonucleoprotein-associated protein B'-like. Bases 130 to 720 code for a protein of 196 amino acids. Gene Ontology annotation, molecular function: RNA binding. The record is from RefSeq and is a predicted model, not a curated record. The transcript is spliced from 5 exons. NCBI's taxonomy places the organism in Eukaryota, Metazoa, Mollusca, Bivalvia, Pectinida, Pectinidae. Gene Ontology annotation, cellular component: U2 snRNP; U2-type prespliceosome; U4 snRNP. Gene Ontology annotation, biological process: mRNA splicing, via spliceosome.
GAGUUACGUCCCUUUUAUUCACUCUCCGUUACCGCGUACUUUUAGCGUUUCCGCCAUUGUUUAAGAAGCAGGUGAUACUGCAUCAAUUUUUUUAAUCCACUGCAUCGACCGUCAUUUAAAGCAGCAAAAAUGACGGUGGGCAGGAGUUCGAAGAUGCUGCAGCACAUCAACUACAGAAUGCGAUGCACUCUGCAGGAUGGCCGCACAUUUAUAGGAACUUUCAAAGCAUUUGAUAAACACAUGAAUCUCAUCCUCGGGGAUUGUGAUGAGUUCAGGAAAGUGAAGCCAAAGAGUAGCAAGAGUGGAGAGAAGGAAGAGAAGAGAGUUCUAGGUCUGGUACUUUUGCGUGGGGAACAUCUAGUAUCUAUGACUGUAGAGGGACCACCCCCAGCUGAGGAAGGUAUUGCUCGUGUUCCCCUCUCUGGUGCUGGACCAGGCGCUGGUAUUGGUCGGGCAGCAGGACGAGGAAUGGGUGGAGGACCUCACCAGGGUCUACAGGGUCCAGUCAGGGGUGUUGGUGGACCUGGGUCACAAAUGAUGAAUCCCAACCGCAGCACAAUGUCAGCACCACCACAAAUGAGAGGUCCUCCAGGGCGUGGAGGCCCCCCACCUGGCAUGAUGGGAAUGAGAGGACCACCUAUGGGAGGGCGUGGUGGACCAGGGAUGAGAGGCCCACCUCCGGGCAUGAUGAGAGGACCACCUCCAGGAAUGAGAAGGUAGAAAGACAAGCACUAUGAAAAGUGUACACAUCCAGUGAAGCCUGUAGAUAUUGUGUCUAAAUGGGACUGCACAAGAGCAAAUAUGAAAGAUCUAGGUUUUAUUUGUAACUAUGGACAAAAUCUCGAUUAUGAUGACAAUUCUGGAACAUUAUAAAGGAAGAAUGUUCUUUCGAGAAAGACUGUUGUCACAUUUUAUGGUCGACUGUGAGAUCCAUAAUUCAUUUGUGAGGAAUUCUUUCCUUUUACAUCUAUCAUUUAUAUUGUAAGAUAUUGUAGGUGAUCAUGUCAUUUUGAAAGAGAACUGAAAAUUGUGUGGGAGAAUGAAAGCUGAUUUGAGUAUGAGGAAGAAUGUUUUGUUUUCAUGGACCAAUCCUGUGGUCUGUUUCAUGAUGGUGAGAGAGCUUUCUAAAAACAUAUUCAUCAUAUUGCCACUGAAUUAAGUGAAUAAACAUGAAGAAAUUGA